Camellia sinensis is the source of this 1359-nucleotide messenger RNA. Lineage: Eukaryota; Viridiplantae; Streptophyta; Magnoliopsida; Ericales; Theaceae. The record is from RefSeq and is a predicted model, not a curated record.
CCACGCAUAAGUCGGGGAAUGCCGCCCUCUCAAAAGCCAUUUUGGCCCUCUCUUCUGCCAAUGACUUCUCCAACUCUGCAAUUCGCCCAUCUGCUUCUUCUUUGUCCUUAAUCGCCUGGUCACGUAGAUCUUCGUGAAAGAAAUAUGCAGAGUUGAAAAUGGACCUGAAUAGAACAGAGAGGCAUCUUCUGAAGGAGAUGGGUUUCAUCUGCCAUGACAAACAUCCUCAUAAAUUUAUAUCAAACUACCUUGCAGCCCUUGAGACACCCCCAGAACUGAGACAAGAAGCUUGGAAUCUUGCAAAUGACAGUUUGCGUACGACUUUGUGUGUGCGGUUCAAGAGUGAGGUUGUGGCCUGUGGGGUUGUAUAUGCUGCUGCUCGUAGAUUCCAAGUACCCCUUCCUGAGAAUCCACCGUGGUGGAAAGCAUUUGAUGCAGAUAAAUCUGGGAUUUAUGAGGAAGGUUCGCUAAGUGUCCCGCCUGCAAAUAAUGAUACCAGUACUCCCAAAGCAGCUCCAGCCACAGCUAAUCUGGAAUCUGGUGGGUCCAAGGGUGCACUGAUAAAAGCAGCACUUGACAAGUUGAAAGAGUCUAAGAAGAGUGGUGAUGAUUCUGAAAGCGUGCCUGUUGAGGCAGAGGCAAAAGAAGAACCUGUAUCCAAAUUGAAAUCUGAGCGUAAGAUGGACGCAAGUGGGGAAAGGAACAAGGAGAGGGAUUGGGAUAGGGAGAGGGACAGGGACAGGGAAAGGGAGAAGGAGAGAGACAGGGACAGGGAAAGGGAGAAGGAUAGACUAAUGGUGUGUUUGGUUGAAGGAUUUGGGAAGAGAUUUGGAAAGGGAAAGGGAAAAGAUGUGUGAAACUAGGUGAAAUUUAGGCAUGUUUUAUUCAUAUUUCACCUAUUUUUUCCAUUUUCCUUUCCAAAUCCCUCCUCAAAUCCCUCAACCAAACACAAUAUAAGGGUACGGGACCGUGAUAGGGGAAGGGAUUCUGACAGGGAACGAGAGCGAGAGGACAUUGAAAGGGAAAGAGAGAAAGUCAAGGACAGAGGUCACCGUUCUAAGGACAAAGGAAAGGAUUCAGGAGGGCAUUCAGAUAAAUCGAAGCAUUAUUCAUCUCAAGCUUCUGCCAAUAUUUCUUCUGCAAAUAGUGAAUACCAUGGCUCGUCUUAUUCAAGGGACAAGGAUCGUCACAGACAUCAUUAAUAUUCUUGAAAUCCGAUUUCAAGGUGUGCCUGUAUACCAUUUCAAGUUUUAGCUCCCCAAAAUACUGUAGUUGUGUAUAACCUUGGUUUGAUUGAGCUGUUAGUCUGCUAAAUGGGAACUUGAAUGGUGUGAAAAAUCUAAAGAUUGAUUAGUGAUC